GACUUUAUUUAACCAGAUAAUAAAAGAGGCUGAAGAUUUUAGAAUAAAUGUCGAUACUUCGCUAAACAUUUACGUUUACACUGAUAUGGAGGCUAAUAACAACGUUAUACUUGUACCAGAUAAUCGUUCAAGCAAUAUGGAACUUAUAGACACAAUCAAAGAUUAUAACUCGGAUGUAAUUUAUGCACAGACAGGAAAUCCACUUAAUCUAGGUAUUUAUAAACGUCAAGGUAAAGAUGCCAAACUGACUUUUACUCUGCCAAUAGAAUUUAUUCUCAGUGAAAGGAAUACACCACAUACAUCUGACAAACACAUUUCACUGACAUCUACCCAACAAUCGCUUCCCGAUCUUCAUUUUUUUGGUAGUCCUUCUAUGA
Messenger RNA from Racocetra fulgida, 377 nucleotides. The record is from the annotation of a GenBank genome assembly. Lineage: Eukaryota; Fungi; Glomeromycota; Glomeromycetes; Diversisporales; Gigasporaceae.